Messenger RNA from Salvia hispanica, 1046 nucleotides. RefSeq names its product elongation factor 1-delta-like. Gene Ontology annotation, molecular function: translation elongation factor activity; guanyl-nucleotide exchange factor activity. Gene Ontology annotation, cellular component: cytosol; eukaryotic translation elongation factor 1 complex. Gene Ontology annotation, biological process: translational elongation. Lineage: Eukaryota; Viridiplantae; Streptophyta; Magnoliopsida; Lamiales; Lamiaceae. The record is from RefSeq and is a predicted model, not a curated record.
UGGGACAGAUAUCUAAAACUGGUAUAGUAAAAGGGUCAAAUAGCAAUAAACCCAGCCACAAUCAUUUUUAAAACCCUAGAAACCCAAGCUUCAUACUUCUUCCUCAUUGCCUAAUCCGCUCACGCUGCCCAUCUUCUAUCAUCCAAAUCGUCAUUAAGCAAUGGCCGUCAGUUUCUCCGACCUCAGUUCCGCCGCCGGCCUUAAGAAGCUUGAUGAGUACCUUCUUUCCCGCAGUUACAUUACUGGGUACCAAGCUUCAAAGGAUGAUUUGACUGUCUAUGCUGCUAUAGCCAAACCUCCGUCUUCGGACUAUGUCAAUCUGUCACGGUGGUUCAACCACAUUGAUGCGCUGUUGAGGAUUUCUGGUGUUUCUGGUGAGGGAAGUGGUGUGACUAUUGAGGGAUCAGCUCCUGUCAGUGAUGCCAUUGCAACUCCCCCUGCAACAGACACUAAGGCUGUUGCUGCUGAUGACGAUGACGAUGAUGAUGAUGUGGACUUAUUUGGUGAGGAGACUGAAGAAGAGAAGAAGGCUUCUGAAGAGCGUGCUGCUGCUGCAAAGGCUGCUGGAAAGAAGAAAGUUGUCGGGAAGUCAUCGGUUGUAUUGGAUAUUAAACCAUGGGACGAUGAGACUGACAUGAAAGUUCUCGAAGAAAAAGUUAGAAGUGUGCAGCAGGAGGGUCUCCUUUGGGGAGCAUCUAAGCUUGUCCCUGUUGGAUAUGGAAUCAAGAAACUGCAAAUUAUGAUAACCAUUGUGGAUGACUUGGUAUCAGUUGACAGCCUCAUUGAGGACUAUCUCACUGCAGAGCCGAUCAAUGAAUACGUCCAGAGUGUUGACAUUGUGGCCUUCAACAAAAUUUAAAGUUCCUGGUUCAUGAUUAUAUAGCUGGGCGGACAUGGUAUCACAGCAAUGAAGCUUAUUUACUCUGUUAUAUUUGGUUCCUUUUGAACGACUCUCCGAAACGUAAAUUGUUGUGUGGCGAAAUAGUAGCCUUGUGACGAAAUGUCGACUUUGCUUGGGCUUAUAUUAUAUAUAGUUUUUUUUAAAA